Molecule: messenger RNA, 1338 nt
Organism: Effrenium voratum
Lineage: Eukaryota; Dinophyceae; Suessiales; Symbiodiniaceae
Source: the annotation of a GenBank genome assembly
AUGAACCGAAGGCACCAAGUGCGUGUCAAGCCAUGGAUGGUGCUGGUCGGUGGCUUCAGUCUGAUGAAGUUGAUGGGAGCCUUUGUGCCACCACCACAGGGCAAGGCGGUGCCAGUGAGAUGCACACCACACCUUGGGGCACGCCUCGUUGGGCAUGUGGUUGGCUCAUGCAUCAUGGUAGCCCCAGCCUAUGCCUCUGACACGUCGGGGCUGGAUUUUCAACAAUUCGUUGAAGAGUUUGCGGGGAAGAAGGACUUCUUCGUUGCCUUGGCCAGCGCCACCCUAUCAGUGGCGGGGACUGCAGUUGCAGUGGCUCAAUCGGAUCAAGCAAAGCGCUCGGCAGACGAGGCAUUCAAAGCUUCUCCAGAAGGCAAAAUCCAACAAGCGCUGGCAAAGGCCAUGGAGCCUUUUGAACCCAGCAGGCCGCAAGACGAGGUCAUCCAAAGGCCAGUGAUGGAAACUCUCCGGCAACGCAUUGCGAGCUGGCAACAACAUGCGACCAUCAUUGGGGGUCGGUACCAGUCAGGCAAGUCUGUGGCAACAGAAGAAGCCUUGCGCGGGGCGCGAGGUGUUGUGCGAUUCACCAUCGAGAGUUCCGAUUGGAAGAGGAUGAUGUUCGAGGAACUUAAAGUGGAAGACGGUGGAUUGUUCAAAGAGGUCAUGCGCCGAGCGCGCGAGAAGCUCAAGGACUUUCCCGACAACCUCACCAAGUUUCCAAUCCUUCUUCUUGAAGUCCCUCGUACAACCACCGAAGGCAUCAACUUAAUCUCUUCUACUGCGAAGGAUGUGGCGACGGACAAAAUCGGAAGUGCCAUUCAUGUGAUUGUGUCAGCCUCUUCGGCGGCAGUGGCGCUGGCUUUUGAUGCAGGAGGAAUUGCAAGGCAGGAAGACAUUUGGGUUGGCGACUUGACGGAGGAGGAAGCGAAGGAGUUUUUGGCACUGCAUGGGCAUGAGAACAAGUGGGAGGACUUCGUGGAUGCUUGUGGCUUCCGGAUUGGCGACUUGGCGAAGGCCUGUGAGAAUCUGAAGAAAGGAAUGUCAUUGGACAACACUAAGCAAGAGUAUCAGCGACUUGCUACUGUGGAAGUUGUCGGCUUCAUGGAGCUUCAAGUGCACCCCAAGGUCACGGGGCGCGAGAUGUUGCAAGAGCUCCUCAAAGUUUAUCCUGAAGGCAUCCCAGAGGUUUUAAACGGCAUCCGCAUCCUCCCAAGGGAGGUUGCCGCACUAAUUCGCAACAAGAGUUGUCAUGCUGUGUAUUUUCACCCAAUCAAGAAGCGCUUCUUUUUUGCCUCCAAAUUGCAUAAGGAGGCCGCUGAAGCGCAACUGGCAAAUCCAUGA